CGGAAAUAUCCUCUUUAUCCGUGUAUAUAAACGCUCAUAGUCUAUAACGAGACUUAAGUUCGCAGUCGUUCGACAUACAUCGUAGUAGUCGAUUUGCUCAGUUCGUCCGCCGAAGAAGAUAAAAUGAUCACCGCUGUACACUGUUCGGCAUUGCUGUGCAUGAUGGUAGCAUGCGGUCACGUCCUGGCGUAUCCGUACAACGGUAACAACAUGCAGUGGUCGAACCCCGGGGCUGGUGCGAUGGCGCACCACCACCAGCAGCCAGGGUUUGGCGGCAAUGUGGGCCAACAACGCGGAUAUGGCGGUGGGGCAGGAUUCGGCGGCGGCAAUUUUGGGCAAGCUUCGGCGUUCGGUGGACAAUCACGGUGGCAGUCGGCCGGUUACGGUGGACAUCAGCAGGGAGCCGAGGCCUACCAGACGAACGUUUUCAACGAACCGGACCGGUACGGAUACGAUUACACGAUGCCUGGAGCCACUGUACACUUCUUGAUGCAUAAAAAACAAGGAAACAGAGAAUCUGGAAGUAAUCAUCAUAAUCAUGGAGUAGAUUCAACUGGCUGGGACAAACGUUAUUAACAUUUUUAUUAACUUACCAAAACAUUACAAUUAUAUUAUAGUAUUAUAUUACAUUAUAGUAACUAACAAAAUAGUUGGUUAAAUUUAGGAAUAUUUACUGUGAAAUAUUAUAGCUUACACACGUGUACUCACUGCAAUGUAUAAAACAAAUAUGUUGUAGUUAUACAGUUUUAAUAUUAGUAUAUAUUGUGACUUUUUUUUUUAAAAUGAAAUUGUGAAUUAAUUUAUUAAUCACUUAAAAUUUUGAAAAAACAUAGUUAUUAAGGUUAUAAUAUUAAUUAAGAUAAACACUUAUACUUAAAUGAUAAUUGUAUACCUAGGCAAUCAGCUUAUAUAGAUUAUUGUCAAAAUACAUAAAUUAAAUAAUAACAAAUCUGUUAUUUUAUUGAGCUUGAGCUCGGCAACUUAGGCCAUUAGCUAUUUUAUUUGCUUGUAGGUUGUUAGUAGGGGGAGGAAGGUUGAAAACACGUUUUGUAUGUGUGGCAAGGAUUAAUUGCUAAAAAUCCCGGGUGGUCACCCAUCCGGGAGCUUGCAACGCCGGCCGUUACGUAUGCACUCAACGCGUUUCCACAGUUGAGUGUAUGCACUGCGCGUCUGCACCACACCAAGCCACAGAAAUCGGUUUUAUUAUUUUGGUUACAAAAAAUAUUAUUAUAAGUCAAAAGUCAGAUGAAUAAAAUUUAAUAUUUUAUUUUGUAUUUUAUUAGAGUGCACGAGUUUUCGUAUAAAAUACUGUAUUUAUUUUAAAAGAUAAGCUUCUUAUCUUUGUACAAACUCAAUAUUUUAAAUACAUCUAGGUGAAUAGUAUAAAACAAAUUUACACUAUGUCCUACAUCCACACUUUUCAAUUUGUCUUAUGUUAAAGCGUUGUAAUCGAAAUAUUAAUAGUUAAGAAAAAUAAUGUAACAUAAAUAAUAGAUUUAAUUUAAUAAUAAAUUCUCUUUUAGUUCAGUU
This is a messenger RNA of Metopolophium dirhodum (rose-grain aphid), 1530 nucleotides long. Its product is annotated as keratin, type II cytoskeletal 2 epidermal-like. Bases 124 to 576 code for a protein of 150 amino acids. The transcript has 3 exons. The record is from RefSeq and is a predicted model, not a curated record. NCBI's taxonomy places the organism in Eukaryota, Metazoa, Arthropoda, Insecta, Hemiptera, Aphididae.